AUGGAAAGCGAUCACUCUCCCUAUUAUCGACAGCUUUAUCGUCAACGUCAAGUGACCAAUACAUUUUUACGAGCUUUUCAAGUACUCAUGGUAUCUGUUGGCCUUUCAAUUGUACUAGGUGUCAUUGUUUAUUUUGUUGCACACGCAACACUACCACGGCAAAGUCCAUCAACAACAACAACCAUUUCAAAUAUAAACACCGCAUCAACGCCUACCACGCUAACAACGAUAUCAGGCCCCACUACAAACGCACCAUCAACGACUAUCGUGGUAACAACAAGCACAACAACCAUUUCAUGCGGUACUCCAUCAUCCACAAAUAUAAUAUUUUUAAGUUCACUUUUGACUAUUGAAUCCACUAGUUUUACACAGUAUCAAUACAAUUUUUCUGCGACUGGCACGACAGCAACCGUUUCAUUUUCAUUCUCAUCAGGUAACAAACAUUUGUGGUAUCUGGACAAUGUAAGUAUUCAACAUACGGGAACAGAGAUGCUGACAAACGGGGAUUUUGAAAAUGGAAUGUCGUUCAAUGGUUGGACACACUCGUGUAGCGGGUCAUGUGCUAGUGUGACAAAUACUACAUCUCAGAGCGGCAGUCAAAGUUAUAUCAACGAUUGUGCAUACUCGUCAGCAGAUGAUACUAUCAGUCAGACAUUCGCGAGUGUGAUUGGUGAUGUUUAUUCGCUAAGUUUUUAUCUAGAAUUCUAUAGAACUAGUCCCGGUGUUGGUUCGGGCACAGAUGAAGCAUUUAUUAAAAUGUACUAG
Didymodactylos carnosus is the source of this 765-nucleotide messenger RNA. NCBI's taxonomy places the organism in Eukaryota, Metazoa, Rotifera, Eurotatoria, Philodinida, Philodinidae. The record is from the annotation of a GenBank genome assembly.